This is a messenger RNA of Ostreococcus tauri, 1909 nucleotides long. Its product is annotated as ATP-grasp fold, subdomain 2. Gene Ontology annotation, biological process: peptidoglycan biosynthetic process. The annotation marks the transcript as partial. Lineage: Eukaryota; Viridiplantae; Chlorophyta; Mamiellophyceae; Mamiellales; Bathycoccaceae. The transcript has a single exon. Gene Ontology annotation, molecular function: D-alanine-D-alanine ligase activity. The record is from RefSeq and is a predicted model, not a curated record.
CGCGCGCGUGGACGGCGACGACGGCGGUGCGGAUGCGGCGUCGACGUCGACGUCGUACGAGUUUUACGUCACGACGUUCGGCACGGCGCGGUCGAGGAAGCGUCCGGCGGUGGCGCUGGACGUGGAGACGACGGGCGGGCGGAGGUACCCGCGGGAGGCGCGCGAGGCCAUCAGGGUGGAGGCGGAGCGCGUUUUCGACGCGCGAGGGAGUGAUUUCGAGGUUCGGGGUGGGGUUUUGGUGACGUGCGACGCGAGCGAGACCGGGGCGGUUCGAUUGGACGCGUUCGAGGGGGUGGACGACGACGACGGCGACGACGACGACGACGGCGACGACGAGACGACGUCUGGUGCGUCGACGUCGGCGACGUACGUCAAGGUAAAGCUCAGUGCGAGACCGCUUCCGCCGACAGUGGCGUGGGAGAAGAUGUUCGCGCACGCCGCGACGGUGGGUUUACCCAUUGAGAGCGCGUUGGAGCACUUGGCGAAGAACGCGAUGCACCGCGCGGGAACGCGUAAGAUCUCCGUGAGCGCACAGGCAACGGAUUCGCCAUCGAAAACCGCGAAAGCGGCGGGGCAGAAAAUGCGCGUGUACAUCGUCUUCGGUGGACAGUCAUCCAACACGACGAGUCGGCAUAAAUCGUGCUACACCGGUCGUCAGCUGUAUCUCACGUUGCGAAACGUCGACACGAUCGACGCCACGCCCGUGUUGCUAACGCCGCAAGCCAGUCGAGGGUUGAACAGUCUCGUCGACGCUCCGGCGUGGCGACUUCCGUACGCGUGGGCGAUGAACUCAUCGCAGUGGGACGCCCCAAAGCCGCCGGAUCUCGGCAGGUACUCGACGUCUCGGCGCGUGCGCGGCGAAUUGGACAAGUAUCUGUGGGUGACCCCGCCAAAGGACGACCCCGCGCUCGCGUUCGAGGCCACGCCGAGGGUCUCCCGUCUCGGCGCGCUCUUAUCUCUCGCCGCUUCCGAGGGUGCCAUCGUGUUCAACUGCGUCGCUGACGACGGUUCUUUGCAGCAGUUGUGCACGUCGGCGGGCGUCGCGUACACCGGGUGCGGUCCACUCGCGUCCCGCGUCAGCGCGGAUAAGGUAGCGCUUGCGAAAACCUUAGGAAGUCUCAGAUCAGAGGGUAUCGCGUGCUUGAACAAGCGCUUCGUCCCUGCGGCGACGCUCUUGAGCAAGGCGUUGGAAGAGAGCUCGUGGGGCGGCCGCGCGCGAGGCGAGGGCGUGAAGCGUAUUUGGUUGGACGUCGUCGGAUCGCUCGGGGGACCCGCGGCGCUUCCUCACGGCGCCAGAGUAUCGCCCGUCGCGGAUGGCUCAAUCGGGUCGGCGUUCGAUGACUUCGCUUCGAGUCGAGUGGCGGAUGAGAACGAACUGUUGGCGUUUGCUGAGGACCAGGCGAAUAAGCAUCCGGUGCGUGGAUAUCUGUUUGAAUCGUAUUUCGAGCCCGCGGAGGUCACGCUUGCGAGCGAUGGCGAAUCACUCGCGUUGAGCGACUCGAAAUCGAAGUGGGUCGAGAUCACCGUGGGCGUGUUCGGCGAUAGACCGGGGACAUUGAAGGCCUUUGCGCCGAGCGUUCGAGCGCGAACCUCGGAUCCGCGCCUGAAAUCGCAUGUGUUCGUAAUCGACAUCGCUGGUGACGUUCUCAACGCUCGCGUCGCGGCUCAAGCGCGUGAACGUGCGAGGCGCGUCGCCGAACUCAUGCAGGUGGAGGGGUUCGCCUCGAUCGACGCGUACGCGAACGUAGAUACCGGUGAAAUCGUCGUCGCCGCAGUAGACACGGUUCCAGACAUGACGUGUCCAAACGCUCCGAUUUUCGAGCAGGCGCUCAUGGAGGACCCGCCGAUAGAUGCCGAGGGAUUUUGCGUGAAACUAUUGAGCCAAGCGCUCGUUAGGCGAUUCCGAUAG